AAAGCGGCGACGAAAUUGCUUUAAUCCCACCAAUCAGUGGUGGUUAAUUUUAGGUUAUUUAAAAAUUCCAAAAUAAAGUAAAAAAAAAAAUACAGGUAGGUAGGUACUAGAAGUUUAAAAAAUCAAAAUAACAAAGAUGAACUACAUUAAAUUGACGGAAGAGAGCUUAAAUGUGGGAGAAAUUAGCGAUCUAGUAGCAGAUUCGUCAUGUGGUGCUAUAUCCUUAUUCGUGGGAACAACAAGAGAUAAUUUCGAAGAUAAAAAGGUUAUAUCGUUAGAAUAUGAAGCUUAUGACAAAAUGGCAACAAAAGUUAUGAAUGAAAUAUGUGAUAAAAUUCGCACAAAAUUGCCUGAUGUUAAGAACAUUGCUAUCUAUCAUCGUUUAGAAAAUGUUCCGGUAAAAGAGGCCAGUGUUGUGAUAGCUGUUAGUUCACCACAUCGGCAAAGUAGUCUUGAAGGUGUACAAUUCGCAAUUGAUGAAUUAAAAAAAUCUGUUCCUAUAUGGAAAAAAGAGAAAUAUGAUGGCGAGGAGUCCGCUUGGAAAGAAAAUAAAGAAUGUGAAAUAACUUUAAAGCGUAAGAUUCGUAAAAUUAAUUUCAAUAACGAUUGCAAGGUCAUCAUUUCUAAUUUACCAAAACAUUUAAUACAAAUUAAUGCUGAUGAUAAUGAGGUUCAACGAAGAAUCAAAUGUUUUAUUGAUAAGAAACGGCAAGAAAUAGAUAUAAAUAAUAUUCUUGAUUUUACUACCACAAACGAAUUAGCCGGGAAAAGUGAAAAUAUAGAAGAAUCUUGUGCUAGACUAAACGCAGUUCUUAUUAAAUCGAAAAAUUGUAAGGGUCAUUUAAGAGUUCAUCGCGUCAAAAACGAGAUUGGGCCACAAGAUCCUUCAAAUUAUACUAAAACGCUAGACAAAUUGAUGGGUAAUUUAAUCCCUGAAGUAGUAGUUAAGCAAGAAAUUUUCGAUUCAAUAACAACAAAUUAUAAUAACACAACACCUAGUGGAAUUGAAGAACGUAUAAAAAAUGUCGAAAAUUAUUUAAAUACAAGUACAUCUUAUUCAAAAGAUGUUUACGAACGUUUAAAAAUUCUCGAAGAGAAAAUUUUAUAUUUGGAAUCAUUGUCCCCAGAGUAUAGAUAUUUUAUGGUGAAAAAUAAUGAUGCACCUAUGCAAAAUUUAGAAGAUACAGUAAAACAAGAUAAGAAAAAGUUCUCAAUCGAAGAUAUUGAAAAUUAUAUAGAUACUAUUAAAACAAAAAUUAAUUGCAAAAUAAAACAAGAAACAAGCUAA
Messenger RNA from Condylostylus longicornis, 1288 nucleotides. It is a transcript of the gene Mocs2B, whose product is annotated as molybdopterin synthase catalytic subunit. NCBI's taxonomy places the organism in Eukaryota, Metazoa, Arthropoda, Insecta, Diptera, Dolichopodidae. The transcript is spliced from 5 exons. The record is from RefSeq and is a predicted model, not a curated record. Gene Ontology annotation, biological process: Mo-molybdopterin cofactor biosynthetic process. Gene Ontology annotation, molecular function: molybdopterin synthase activity. Gene Ontology annotation, cellular component: cytosol. Bases 137 to 1288 code for a protein of 383 amino acids.